This is a messenger RNA of Rhinopithecus roxellana (golden snub-nosed monkey), 3939 nucleotides long. It is a transcript of the gene THOC1, whose product is annotated as THO complex 1. The transcript has 18 exons. The record is from RefSeq and is a predicted model, not a curated record. Gene Ontology annotation, biological process: mRNA export from nucleus; signal transduction; regulation of DNA-templated transcription elongation. Bases 2254 to 3834 code for a protein of 526 amino acids. Lineage: Eukaryota; Metazoa; Chordata; Mammalia; Primates; Cercopithecidae. Gene Ontology annotation, molecular function: protein binding. Gene Ontology annotation, cellular component: THO complex part of transcription export complex.
UGGUCUCGAUCUCCUGACCUCAUGAUCCGCCCGUCUCGGCCUCCCAAAGUGCUGGGAUUACAGGCUUGAGCCACCGCGCCCGGCCCUAAACUUUUAAGUUUAAUGAUUAAGCUUUAAUGAUUAAGCUGCCUAAUCAUUCAUUCAUUCAUUAGGCAUAGUUAGGUAAGUUCCACAAUGUAAUGUUCCUUGUCUGGUUUCCGUCAAUUUUCAAUGUGACCUUAGUUCAUUGAUUAACUUUAUACAUUACUCUUGUACAGCUGGUGAUGUUUUUAAUGAAGAAGCUGUACAAAGUCUAGUCUAUACUUGGAACUUUUGAGAAGGAUAAGGACUUAAGAGCUUAAACUGUAAAGGCAUAAAUGCAUUUUUAUUUUAGGGAGAAGUUUUCUUUUUGAGACAGAUUAUAAUUGUUUGCUUAUGUGACAUGUUUUUAAAUUAUCCAUAAAUAUAUUUUGUUAAAUUCAAUUUGGCCGAUAUUUAUUGAGCUUCUAUUCGGUGUGAGACACUGCUGGUUAAAGCGUACGAAAAUGCCUAACCUUAAAAAGCUCAUAGUCUACAUUCAAAGGUGACUGGUUAGGAUGUGCCAAAUGCUACAGUAUAUUUAUGUAGAGUGUGCUUCAAAAGCAUAGAUGAAGUAGCCUCCUUCAAGAUAUCAGAGUUAGUUAGAUGAGCAGAUAUUCACUGUAUGCUUAGAAAGAUGGAGUUGAAAUUUACUGUGUGGUAAAGAGGAGGAAGAUUAUUUACACAGAAAACAACAUUGUAAACAAAACCAUGGACGGAUGAACAUGUCAUGGUGUUUGGGAGCUGCGGAGUGGGAACUAGGGAGGGAUGUCUGUGGCCCACGUAAGGUAAGGAGAGAGAUUUGUGUGGAAGCUGGGACAGGUUGUGAAAGCUCUUGGGGGAAUCACACUGUAACCCAAUGGUUCCCAGACUUGCUGGCUCAUCAGAACCACCAGUGAAUCUAUUUUUAGAUGAGAUUCCCAAACCUUGCUUAGUUCUACUGACUCAGAAUUUUGGUAGUAGAAUCUAGAAAAAGUUCUCUAAUUACUAAAUGUGAGUUAACUUAUUCCAGGCUAUACUGCAGCUAAGGGCAGAGAGUAUGCUUCUCAAAUCUCCUGGAUGUGCAGAGUAUAUAAUAACAUUGAAUCUAAGUUUUGUUCGGGACUUUCGAGGUCACCUAGUCCCGUCUCGUCUCUGGCCUAGACCGCUUCCCUGCUGUAACAUCCCUGAUGGGUGGUCAUUCAGCCUCUGCUGAAUCAUGCUCAUUAGUGGAGCUCACUGUUUGAGUCCUGUUAGACAAGUGUGGUUAUUGGUGUGUUCCCUUGUAUUGAGUUGAAAUCUGCUGUUUUAUUCCACCACUGCUUUUCGGCAAUAUCCCUCACAUCACAUUCCAGAUAUGAUCUUACUAGUGCAGAGUACAGCUGGAAAGAUUUCUUCCUUUUUCUGGACAUAGUGUAUUAAUGCACUGUUUUGGACUUAGAUCACCCUAGAUAUUUUUCCCCAUAUACCAUGCCUAGGUGACUACUUUUCUUAAACACUUAUGAGUGUUAGUAAGUACCCAUUGCCUUAAAAUGGAAGGAUGAGUAGGGAUAUAAAAGUAUUUCUAGGUAGUCUGAAUAGACUAAGUAGACCUUUUCUUAAGAAAAUCUUAAUUUUGUUGUUCUUUAAACAGUAACUUUCUACUUUUCCAUUCUUUCCCCUGAAACAAUACUGUUAUUUUAAAUGUUAAAUCAUGGUUAAUAUCAAACCUUGUUAUUUUUUGAAGAGAUAAUCUUUUCAAAUCACAAAGACAAUUUAGCAACACUACAAAACAUUUGGAAAUGAGAAAAAGGGAAAACCGUACUCAUAAUUCCUCUACUUUUAAAAACCAUUCAUCUGGUAUAAUGGUUUUAGUUUCUAUAGUCUUUUAAGAAUUUUUUUAUUGUCAUAAUCAUAUGUACAUACAAUUUUGAAUCCUGCCUUUUUCACUUAGCAUUAUAUCAUAAGCAUUUUUCCAAGUUAUUAUGGUCGUUAUAACCAUCGUUUUUAAUUGGCUGCAUUAUAUUCUUUUGAAUAGCUUAGUGGUGAAGAAAACAGACUGUGGAGCCAGACUGCCUGGGUAUUUGUACCGCAUCUACACCUUUUGUAUUGUUGGGAGAUGUUUUGGAUUGUCUUCCUUUGGAUCAGUGUGACACAAUAUUCACUUUUGUGGAAAAAAAUGUUGCUACUUGGAAAUCAAAUACAUUCUAUUCUGCUGGGAAAAAUUACUUACUACGUAUGUGCAAUGAUCUCCUAAGAAGAUUGUCUAAAUCCCAGAAUACAGUCUUCUGUGGACGGAUUCAGCUCUUUUUGGCCAGGCUUUUCCCACUGUCUGAGAAAUCAGGUCUUAACUUACAGAGUCAGUUUAAUCUGGAAAAUGUCACUGUUUUCAAUACCAAUGAGCAGGAAAGCACCCUGGGUCAGAAGCACACUGAAGAUAGAGAAGAAGGAAUGGAUGUAGAAGAAGGUGAAAUGGGAGAUGAGGAAGCUCCAACAACGUGCUCUAUUCCAAUUGAUUACAACCUGUAUCGAAAAUUCUGGUCACUUCAGGAUUACUUCAGGAAUCCUGUGCAAUGCUAUGAGAAGAUUUCAUGGAAAACUUUUCUCAAGUAUUCUGAAGAAGUUUUAGCUGUUUUUAAGAGUUACAAAUUAGAUGAUACUCAGGCCUCAAGAAAAAAGAUGGAAGAAUUGAAAACAGGAGGAGAGCAUGUAUAUUUUGCAAAAUUUUUAACAAGUGAAAAGCUGAUGGAUUUACAACUGAGUGACAGUAACUUUCGUCGACACAUCCUGUUGCAGUAUCUCAUUUUAUUCCAAUAUCUCAAGGGGCAGGUCAAAUUCAAAAGUUCAAACUAUGUUUUAACUGAUGAACAAUCACUUUGGAUUGAAGAUACUACAAAAUCAGUUUAUCAACUACUAUCUGAAAACCCCCCCGAUGGAGAAAGAUUUUCAAAGAUGGUAGAGCAUAUAUUAAACACUGAAGAAAACUGGAACUCAUGGAAAAAUGAAGGUUGCCCAAGUUUUGUGAAAGAAAGUGUAUGUUUUUUUCACCACAGAACAUCAGAUACCAAACCUACGAGAAUAAUUCGGAAGAGAACAGCACCCGAGGACUUCCUAGGGAAAGGACCCAGCAAAAAAAUUCUGAUGGGAAAUGAGGAGUUAACAAGGCUUUGGAAUCUUUGUCCUGAUAACAUGGAAGCCUGUAAAUCAGAGACAAGGGAAUACAUGCCCACUUUGGAGGAAUUCUUUGAAGAAGCCAUUGAACAGGCAGACCCUGAAAAUAUGGUUGAAAACGAAUAUAAGGCUGUGAACAAUUCAAAUUAUGGUUGGAGAGCCCUGAGACUAUUAGCACGGAGAAGCCCUCACUUCUUCCAGCCAACCAACCAGCAGUUUAAAAGUUUACCAGAAUAUCUUGAAAACAUGGUAAUAAAGCUAGCCAAGGAAUUACCGCCUCCUUCUGAAGAAAUAAAAACAGGUGAGGAUGAAGAUGAGGAAGAUAAUGAUGCUUUACUGAAGGAAAAUGAAAGUCCUGAUGUUCGGCGAGACAAACCUGUAACAGGAGAACAAAUAGAGGUAUUUGCCAACAAGCUGGGUGAACAAUGGAAGAUUCUGGCUCCCUACUUGGAAAUGAAAGACUCAGAAAUUAGGCAGAUUGAGUGUGACAGUGAAGACAUGAAGAUGAGAGCUAAGCAGCUCCUGGUUGCCUGGCAAGAUCAAGAGGGAGUUCAUGCAACACCUGAGAAUCUGAUUAAUGCACUGAAUAAGUCUGGAUUAAGUGACCUUGCAGAAAGUCUAACUAAUGACAAUGAGACAAAUAGUUAGCUUCUUUUUUUUCUUUUUAUUAAAACUGUGAUAGAUUUUGUUACCAAGCAGCAUUUGAUAAGAGGUCCACUGGUUUUGGUAAACAAUAAACAUUUUUAUAACAAU